GACAUGGUUUUGGCUCUUGUUAAGGGAGCUACCUUUUUCUUUGUGACUGGACUUGGCUUUGUGGGGAACAUGUUUGUUUUGGUGAAUUACCUAUUCAUGUUUGAAGGCACGCAGAAGAAAUCUAUACACUUUAUAUUUAUCCACUUGACUUUUACAAACAUUAUGAUCCUUCUCUUAAAAGGAAUACCAAAGACAAUAGCCUUAGAUAUGGGAAACUUCUUUGAUGAAAUAGGCUGUAAGAUCAUUGUUUACUUCACAAGAAUGGCUCGAGGACUUUCCAUCUGCACCAGCAGUCUCCUCACCCUGGUCCAGGCCAUCAUCAUCAGCCCCAGAGACUCUGUGUGGAGAAAGCUAAAGCUUCAAUCUGGAUGGCACAUCCUUCUCCCAUUGCUGUUCUUUUGGAUUCUCAAUUCCUUGAUAAGCAUGAACUUACUAUUCCACAUAAAAAAUAUCAGUAGGAACACAUCACAAAUUAGCAAACAUGACAACUAUUGCUAUUUUGUACCAGACAACUUGAUAAUGAGAUGGAGUUUUCUUACCCUCAUGGUCUUGAGGGAUGCUGUGUUUCAGGGUAUCCUGGGUGUGGCCAGUGGCUACAUGGUAUUUCUCCUCCAUAAGCACCACCAGCGUGUUCUCUACCUUCAGAACUCCAACUUUCUCUGCAAAACUCCCCCUGAAAUGAAAGCUACUCAAAAUGUUUUAUUUCUGAUGCUUUGUUUUCUUUUCUUUUAUUGGACAGAUUGUUUUCUUUCUUUAUAUCUAACUUUGUCUUUAGAGAAUGAAUCCACAACGCUGGCUGUUCAAGAAUUUCUGUCCCUUGGUUAUGCACUUUUCAGUCCCUUUGUACUCAUUCCCAGAGGUGGACAUCUGGCUGAGUGUUGGCAAUCUCAAUAA
Messenger RNA from Dipodomys ordii (Ord's kangaroo rat), 894 nucleotides. Its product is annotated as putative vomeronasal receptor-like protein 4. The transcript has a single exon. Gene Ontology annotation, cellular component: membrane. The coding region runs from base 4 to 894 and encodes 296 amino acids. The record is from RefSeq and is a predicted model, not a curated record. Lineage: Eukaryota; Metazoa; Chordata; Mammalia; Rodentia; Heteromyidae. Gene Ontology annotation, biological process: G protein-coupled receptor signaling pathway. Gene Ontology annotation, molecular function: pheromone receptor activity.